This is a messenger RNA of Cynoglossus semilaevis (tongue sole), 504 nucleotides long. RefSeq names its product membrane-associated guanylate kinase, WW and PDZ domain-containing protein 3-like. The record is from RefSeq and is a predicted model, not a curated record. The transcript has 3 exons. Gene Ontology annotation, biological process: signal transduction. The annotation marks the transcript as partial. Lineage: Eukaryota; Metazoa; Chordata; Actinopteri; Pleuronectiformes; Cynoglossidae. Gene Ontology annotation, molecular function: protein binding. Gene Ontology annotation, cellular component: cytoplasm; cell-cell junction.
GUGCAGGAAAGCUUUGUUCCGCUGGGCGGGGCCUCAGGUGAACUGGGUUUAGCUAUUGGCGGUGGGGCCGACUAUGGCGAGUUCCCUUUUGUGACCGCAGCCCCUGGAGGCGGGGCCACAGUAGGAGACAUAAUACUAGAGAUCGGUGGUACACCUGUGUUAGGGAUGACACUCGGUGACGUCAGAGGAGUCCUGAACUCCUGUCCUCAUCCAAUCAGAAUCAAGACAGUUCCGCCAGGGUCGUCUUUGUGCAAAGACCUCAGGUUGUACCUUAGCAAGUGUUUCACACCAGGAUCCAUGGACAGUCAACUGCAGCAGCUGAUCAGAGAAAACCUGUACCUGCGCGCUGUUCCCUGUACAACCAGGCAACCGCGAGAUGGCGAGAUCUCAGGUGUGGACUACAACUUUGUCUCCAUCAAGGAGUUUUUCUCCUUGGAGGAGUCAGGAGCGCUGUUGGAGAGCGGCAAGUUCAAAGGUAUGCAAAGCAAAGGUACCAAGUUCACU